GAUAUACCACACCAGCGGGCACCCGUAUCGACUCCUUACCCAGAAUUCCCACUGUUUUACUUUCCUUUAUUUCUAGUACAGGGAAAUCAUAGAAUACUUCAUGCACGGUGAAUGGAAGGAAAAAUCGUUAAGGACACAAAGUUAAAGGCGCGUUCUCUCCUAUGAAAAAGCUUUACUCCCGCCGCCACUAGUGUUGGUAAACAAAGCCCGCCGUGUUGACACUUGACAGGCGGCCCAACACACGCUAAACACCAACGCCUGCACCCAACACACCACCAUGCCUCAUAGAUCACCAAGAACACCACCACUGCCAUACACGCCGCACCACACCUCAGCCUCAACAUUCUCCGGGGAGACGCUGCCUGCACACUCACCCUACACUCAAUCGAAGACAUUUUCGAUCGUCAUCUCUGGCUGUCACUGCAAUGUCUGUGUCAUCGCCAAGUGUGUUCCUGCUCAGUGUGUCAGGGCAGGUGGAGGCUGGCCGCUUCAUGGGGGGAGACAACCUCCACUUCAACUACUGCUUCACUGCCGGCCAGGACUGGGAGGUGGUGUCGGGACUGGAGGAAUGUGUGUCACAGACGGCCUGUUGCAGUGAUGAUGAGAGGCAAUUGUUUGUGUGGAAUUUUCCAAUAGACAUUACAUACAAGUCAACAAAUCCUUUUGGCUGGCCACAGAUCAUCCUGAGUGUGUAUGGCACAGACUUCUUUGGCAACAUUGUCAUUGUGGGAUAUACUGCUUGUCAUGUACCCAUCACUCCCGGCACCCACACCCGCAGGCUUAAAACUUUUGUGCCAGAGUCAGCCUCCACCAUCCAGAAGCUCAUGUCAUGGCUCACUGGCCGAAGACCUGAAUUCCUAAACCCUAAAAUCAUUGCCCAAGGCCGAGGACGUGAAGUGACACGUGUGAGAUCUCAUGGAGAGAUCACCAUUACUUUUAAUGUGAUGAUGAAAGACUUUGCCAAGCUUGGAUAUGACUGUGGUGCCCCAUCCAAGGUGCCUUAUCUGGGUGCUCCUCCCCCACCCCAGACUGUCACUGUGCCCAGGGAAGGUCAGAGUGAUGCUUAACUCAUCCCCAGGAUGUACGUUACAUGAUCCACUUUCCAUGGCUGUUGCUGUCAGGGAACACAAUAGUUGCGAGAUGUAGAGGACAUCAUAACCCUAGUCUACUUGCUACACAGCCUGAGGACAUCCAGUAUGAGAGCUUUCCUGAUAGCAAAAAGCUUUAGCCAAAUAUAAAGUACAUUUAUCUAGUCAUAUUGGUGUUCAGGAAGUCAUGGUUUUGUAACAACCCGUCUUAUAUACUAAACUUGCACAGAAAUUGUUUCUUUGCUUCAUGAAAGUGGUACAAAACAUUCUAGUUUAUUUCUUUAUUUGUAAUACUACUAUAGAACUACUCUAAUGCACAAUGCCUUCCAGGGCUUAUAGUACAAGUAGUGUUCAGAGUAAAAUGCCUCAUACAGAC
Molecule: messenger RNA, 1464 nt
Organism: Portunus trituberculatus (swimming crab)
Lineage: Eukaryota; Metazoa; Arthropoda; Malacostraca; Decapoda; Portunidae
Product: B9 domain-containing protein 1-like
Exons: 6
Coding region: 426-1067 (213 amino acids)
Biological process (GO): cilium assembly
Cellular component (GO): MKS complex
Source: RefSeq, a predicted model, not a curated record